This is a messenger RNA of Rhagoletis zephyria (snowberry fruit fly), 397 nucleotides long. The record is from RefSeq and is a predicted model, not a curated record. NCBI's taxonomy places the organism in Eukaryota, Metazoa, Arthropoda, Insecta, Diptera, Tephritidae.
AUGGACGACGACGGCGACGACGAGGACAGGGAGGAAGAAAUGAUGGAGGUAGUCGGGGAGGAGGAGAAGAAGGAUGAUGAUGAGGAUGAAGAGGAUGAUGAAGAGGACGACGACAACAAGGGCAAGGGCAAGGGCAAGGACAAGGACAAAGACAAGGACAAGGACAAGGACAAGGACAAGGACAAGGACAAGGACAAGGACAAGGACAAGGACAAAGACAAGGACAAAGACAAGGAAGAGGACGACGACGACAAGGACAGAGAAGAGGAGGAAGACAUGAACGACGACGGCGACGACGAGGACAGAGAGGAAGAAAUGAUGGAGGUCGUCGCGGAGGAGGAGAAGAAGGAUGAUGAUGAGGAUGAUGAGAAUGAAGAGGAUGACGACGACGACGACG